Molecule: messenger RNA, 2150 nt
Organism: Dichomitus squalens LYAD-421 SS1
Lineage: Eukaryota; Fungi; Basidiomycota; Agaricomycetes; Polyporales; Polyporaceae
Exons: 10
Coding region: 48-2072 (674 amino acids)
Biological process (GO): mRNA cis splicing, via spliceosome
Cellular component (GO): spliceosomal complex; cytoplasm
Molecular function (GO): protein binding
Source: RefSeq, a predicted model, not a curated record
GUUUCUGUCGUCUACACUCUCGCCUGUUCGUCUUCUUACUUUGCACCAUGCCCAGGGACCGCUCACGUUCCGUUUCGCCCGAUUCAAAAGACAGAAGUAGACGCCAUGAUAGAUCAAGGUCUCCCCGGGACAGGUCGCGCGACCGCGAUCCACGCAAGGAGUCGCGCAGGUAUGACGACGAAGACGACUACGACCGGCGCCGUAGGGACCAUCGCCGGAGUGAAAGCAGGGACAGAUCGAGAGAAAAGGACAGAGAUCAUAAGUCGCGUCGCAGGAGGGACCGGAGCGAAAGUGAGGAGCGGGAUAAAAAGAAGCGCAAGCGCGAAAAGUCUGAAGAGCGCAAGGCUCGCAAGGCGGAGAAGAAGCGCGCGAGGGAGGAGGAAGAGGCUCGGCGGGUCGCAGAGCUCAGUGUGUAUAGCGCAACGGACAAUCCCUUCCACGACGUCAAUUUGGACCAGCAGUUUCGCUGGCACAAGAAGAAUGAGAAGGAAAGGAAGCAGGGCUUGACAUUGGCCGAGGCCCAGAGGAGGGAUGCCAUUCGACGACAAGAGGCGAGGGAGGAGCUGGAGAGGCUAAACAAGCGGCGGGCUGAGAGGGAGGCGGAACAGAGGUUACGCGAGGAGGAGGAAGUGAGAAUGGCUCGGUUGGCGGAGUCAGCGCAGAUGGCAGACUGGCUGUCGAAGGAAGAGGACUUCGAGUUGGAGCAGGAACGGAACCGAGCGGUGAUUCGUAUAAAGGAGAAACGGGCGAAGGCCGUCGACUUCCUCGCUCUCAACCUACGUUACGUGAAUCCCAGCAGUGGCGAAGAAGAUGAUCUGACCAAGGAGGGAUUGGAGAUCGACCUGGACGAGCCAUAUAACAUCGUCGAUAGCCUCACGCCACAGCAAGUGGAGGAAUUACAUGACGACAUUGAGAGAUACCUCAGGUUGGAGCAGUCAGAAACGAACAUCGAGUUCUGGACGAACAUGAUGGUCGUGACCAAAGACGCUCUAGAUCGCAUUAAGCAGACACAGAGAAUGGGCGCGACGGCUGCAGCCGCUGUUGAGGCCGACAUUACUGCUUUGUUGCAAGGGAAAUCCUACGAACAUCUUGUCCAGCUACAGAGGCAAAUACAGGCGAAGCUCACAAGCGGCGAACCGAUCGACACGGAUUAUUGGGAGAGCUUGCUGAAGAAGUUGCUCGUCUUCAAGGCAAAGGCCAAGUUACGUACCUUGCACGAAGUCGUCGUCCGCAACCGCCUCGAGCAGCUCCGGAAGCAUCAACGAGACGAAGCUCUCCAAGCGCAGGAGGAGCUGUUAGCAGGUGUCGCGAAGUCGGCUCAGCGAGGAGAAGCUCGCGUUGUGCCUGCAGACGUUGCUGCACAGCAAGACGCUGCCGAGGAAGUCGAGCCAUACGACCGCUCCAUGACCCCGCCCCUCAUAGACAUUCGCAAGUUGCACCACGAAGAGCGUCAAAUCGAUAUCCUCACGACGAAAGAGGACUUGCGUUAUCUUUUGCAACAACGGCGCAGUGUCGCAGGUACAAGAUUCAUCGCGAAGACCGUCCAAGCCGCUCCCGAGCAAGAAAGCGUCGAGGCUCCUAGCAACGCGGAUCUCGCCGAAGCGUUAUACCGCGCCGAGGCCGAGCGCGAGUUGGACGAGGAGGAAGAGCUCUUCAAUGUGGAAGAAAGCAUAGCUCGACCAACAUCGUACAACUGGGAGGAUAAGUAUCGCCCGAGGAAACCGAGGUACUUCAAUCGCGUGCACACUGGUUACGAGUGGAACAAGUACAACCAAACGCACUAUGAUACCGAUAAUCCGCCACCGAAGGUCGUGCAAGGCUAUAAGUUCAACAUUUUCUACCCCGAUCUCAUCGACAAGUCCAAGGCUCCUACAUAUAAGAUUAUCAAGGAGCCGGGCAACGACGAGACCGUGCUUUUGCACUUCAGUGCUGGGCCUCCCUAUGAAGACAUUGCGUUCCGCAUCGUGAACAGAGAAUGGGAGUUCUCUCACAAGCGUGGGUUCCGAAGCAGCUUUGACCGCGGAUGCCUGUCACUCUGGUUCAACUUCCGUCGAAACUUUUAUCGCAAGUAGUUCUCAUACGAGUUUGCUUGCUGCACAGGACUUCUGUAUAUUAGCUUGAAAUAUUGUGAUGUAUACGCCGUGUAAUUU